AGCUUCCACUCUUUUAUUUUUGCGGCAAACAGCAGGUCCGGUCUUCGCCAUGCGUUUCUCCCCGUCGUGGCAGCCCUUGGCUGUGGCUCUCGCCGCGGCAGUUACUCCCGUCCUUGGCCAGGUCUACGGGACCUACAGCACCUUCAACGCCAUCGCCGGCAACGCCAACUCGACGGACCUAGCUUUGAUGGGGAACCACUACAACCACUGGGUCCUGCUGUCCAAGAACGACACGUCGCGCAAAUCUUCGUGGGAUCUCACCCGGUCCGCCCGUCUGCCGACCCCCAACCCCAAAACGAUCCCCAUGCUUGGGCAGCGCGAGUCGGCCAUAAUCGAGCCGAGCCGCUCGGCUUUCAUCAUUGUGGACAUGCAAAACUUCUUUUUGCAUCCCAACAUGACCCCCAGCGCCAGUCUCGGACGCAACGCCGUCGGCCCCACCAUCAACAUGAUCCGGGCCUUCCGGGAGAACGGGAUGAAGAUCCUGUGGACUAACUGGGGCUUCGACGACCACGACCUGAUAAUCUCGCCGCCCGCCGACCUGGACGGCUUCUCUGACGACCACACCCGGGCCACGAGCUUCUGCUCCGACAUGGGCUCCAUGACGGACGCGGACGGCAAGACGGUGCAGCUGGGCAAGAAGCUGUGCCGGGGGGCCUGGAACUCGAGGCCGUACGGGGACCUGGACGCCGAGAUGGUGCAGGGCGUCGAGAAGGGGACGGAUUUCUACUUUAACAAGAACCGCAUCUCGGGUCUCUGGGGCGCCCAGACGCCGCUCGGGCUGUUCCUGCAGGAAAACGGCAUCACGACGCUGUUCAUCGGCGGCGUCAACAGCGACCAGUGCGUCUGGGGCACGCUCCUGGACGGUUACUACAAGGGCUUCGACAUGGUCUAUGUGCCCGACUGCGCGGCCACCAUCAGCCCCUGGUACGCUGAGCAGAUGGUCAGGUACAAUGCCGACUUGAACGGCUUUCUGACCAACAGUACCGAGAUUAUAGCCGCGCUGGGAAAGAAGUAAAUGGCUGGAGGAGGCAUUGAGGGCAGUUGACAGGACAACAUCAGUGCCUUUGCGCG
Messenger RNA from Gaeumannomyces tritici R3-111a-1, 1071 nucleotides. RefSeq lists its product as hypothetical. The coding region runs from base 50 to 1015 and encodes 321 amino acids. The record is from RefSeq and is a predicted model, not a curated record. The transcript has 3 exons. NCBI's taxonomy places the organism in Eukaryota, Fungi, Ascomycota, Sordariomycetes, Magnaporthales, Magnaporthaceae.